Messenger RNA from Guyanagaster necrorhizus, 945 nucleotides. RefSeq lists its product as uncharacterized. The record is from RefSeq and is a predicted model, not a curated record. Bases 222 to 794 code for a protein of 190 amino acids. The transcript is spliced from 8 exons. NCBI's taxonomy places the organism in Eukaryota, Fungi, Basidiomycota, Agaricomycetes, Agaricales, Physalacriaceae.
AGCUUGCGCACGAACCUUGACAAUUCAACGACUUCAUCUUUCUUAUUAUUCGUACUAUUGAAACGACGAGGAACGACCGCAUCUGUCCUGUUUCACGUCAAGAUAGAGACCGUUAUCUGUCAUUUCCAUAAAGGCAAUGCUAGAAGAGCUAUGUAUCGCGUUCCAAGACUUGCGCACCAUCCAAUAACAAUUCUGAUUCUAUCACGGCCGGUUCUUGAUGAAUGGAAUGUCUACUUGUGAUACGUAACGUUGGAUUAAAAAAAGGCUUACUAGAAAGUCUGGGAUCCAGUCUGCAACUGCCAGCCCCUUGUUCGUUCUUUGUCGAUACUGCCGAAAUAAUAUUACGACUUUUCUGUUACUCGGGCAAGUUUGAACUCUGGCACUUACACAGUUCAGAAAUAUCUUCGAUACCUCGAGCCAUCGACGCAGACCAAUGCCACAAGGUUCGCAACCAAAGCUUCCUAUCAGUGCCAAUUUGCCGUUGGCAUGACGUCGAGAUGAAGCUCGAAAUCUUACAGAAGACUCGCUCUGCGCACAACUCGAUUCUACUCACGACACUCAAUGUGCCGUGGCUACCCACUCAGGCUUCGAAUUCGCACGAUAUAGAAGAGUCUUCCUUGCGGCAGAUACUGCAUUCCACAAUACCAUUAGCGCGUCCGUGCUACCCAAUAGUGACGCUUCUACCGAUCGAAUCUGAAUGGACAGAAGUCACAUUCUUUCAAGAGCAGCGAUGGUUCUAUGAUUGUUCUAGAUACCCGCCGACGCCAUCAGACGUCAUUGGCCAGGGUUGGUGAAUUCCGUUACAAGCCAUGCGUGCCACGUUCUCCAUCUUUACUGUAACAGUCUUGGUUCAAGAAUCGUCGACCAUGGCUCUCAGCGACUAUCUACCACCCGGACUUGCCUAUCUAUCCCGAGCCAUUCUUUCCGGUGUCAUUCUAUGCACUG